AUGUCUAGACUGAGACCUUCACUCUUGCAAAAGUUGGGCAUCAAAUAUCCAAUCAUACAGUCUCCCAUGGCAGGAGUACUGACACCUGCUAUGGCAGCAUCAGUGACCAAUACCGGAGGGUUGGGCUCGCUUCCCAUUUCGACUAUCAAUUUCAUUCUACCCAACUCAAUCACCCAACUCCAAGCAUUAAUCGACUCCUACAAUUCAAACUUGGUUGAUGAUUCCAAGACAAAUACAAUUAACUUGAAUUUUUUUUGCCAUGAAAUAGAGCAGCCGCCAAUGGAGUCGCAAAUUUUGAACUGGAAAAAAUUGUACCUUGAAGCAACAAAUCUUCCAAAGUCAGUCAUCGAUGAAAUUGAAUGCACCAAAAAUGGUAAUGUAUCAUUUCGCGAGUUUGAACAAGAUAGUGAAGCUCUCGAUAGGUUAAUGAGCUACCUAUUAAAGUAUCGUCCCAAGAUUAUCAGCUUCCAUUUUGGAAUUCCCCAGCGAUCAACGAUUGAUAAAUUGAAACAAUUGGGGAUUAUGGUUUUUAUCACUGCAACUUCAGUUGAGGAAGUAAAUCAAGUCAUUAAGGUUGGUGGUGAAGUUGAUGGGGUUGUGUUGCAAGGAUACGAAGCAGGUGGACAUCGAGGCAACUUUCUCACUGGAGUAGUUGAUGCAAAACUACCAACAUGGGAUUUGUUUCAGCUGGUGAAGAAGGAAUUAAAUCAACUGGAGACGCACAAUAAAUCAUCAUCAUCAUCAUCCUCAUCAACAGCCUCAGCAUCAGCAGAAGCAUCACGCUUACCACCGUAUCUUGUUGUUGCUGGUGGCAUCAUGAAUAGUAGUCAGGCUCAAAGGUUUUUAGAUGCUGGAGCCGAUGCAGUGCAACUCGGUACUGCUUUUCUAGGAACUGUAGAAUCCAACACUAGUGGAUUCUUUAGCAAAAUUUCGCAGGAUGGCCCAAGUACGGUUAUGACUGCCUUGAUUUCUGGUAAACCCGCACGUGCUGUUGUCACAGACUUUAUUGCGAGAAUUGAAGAAGAGAGGAAGCUGGAGAAGGCUACUAAAAGUGGAGCAAUUAAAAAUAAAGAUGGAAAUGGAGAUGGAGAUGGAGAUGUAAAUGUAAAUGUAAAUAUAGAUGUGAAUGGCGAGUUGCCUCCGUAUGGUUAUGCUUAUGCUGCAUAUAAGCAAUUAAAGGAUAUAGUUGGCAAAAAGCAACAGCAAAAUCCAAAGCAAAAGGAAACGUGUGGAAACGAGGCAAGCUUAGAUUUGGGUUUUUACUUGGCGGGGCUGGGUUAUAAACAGAUUGAGAAAGCUGUGGGAAAUGGUGAGAAAUUAACAACUCAGCAAGUUAUUGAUAAGCUUAUCUCCGAGUUGAAGUGA
Molecule: messenger RNA, 1365 nt
Organism: Lodderomyces elongisporus
Lineage: Eukaryota; Fungi; Ascomycota; Pichiomycetes; Serinales; Debaryomycetaceae
Product: putative nitronate monooxygenase
Exons: 1
Coding region: 1-1365 (454 amino acids)
Molecular function (GO): nitronate monooxygenase activity
Source: RefSeq, a predicted model, not a curated record